Molecule: messenger RNA, 211 nt
Organism: Oppiella nova
Lineage: Eukaryota; Metazoa; Arthropoda; Arachnida; Sarcoptiformes; Oppiidae
Source: the annotation of a GenBank genome assembly
AAUAAAUCAUUAAUUUCUGAACAUGUCGUCCGAUAAUAAUAACGACGACCGGAGGAGUCCGUCCCUAUGGGUCUGGUUGGCCGCCCUAUCGGCCCUUAUGUCCGCCAUGACUAUGGGCGCCACGUUAGGAUGGAGUGCACCGGCACUUCCAGACCUUCACAACAACGCCAGUUCCCUGUAUCUGACGGCCGCUGAUAAGGACACCGAGACG